GUGAGCGGCAUGAGUCCAUUCUAAUCUUUUCAUCAAUUUUCACUCUCACUAUUUCCUGAGUCCACUAAAUAACUUCUAAGAGCAGGGUUUAUGGGAUAACAAAAAAAUUUGGCCCUUCUGCUAUAUUCUCAACAUUCCUCUCUACCCCUCCAUGACCCUUACUUAAACGCAGCAUACCAAAAUCCAUUUCUAAGCCAUAAAGUAUGGCCGGAUCUGAAGAUGGCCACCACAUCGAAAUUGUCCCAGAUGACAGUGCAUGGGCUGGAGUAGAGGACAAUGCUGAAGAUCCUGAAGAGGUUCGAGUUAUAUUCAGCGCCCUGGAUUCAUUCUUGUGAGUUAUCCCAAGAAAGCUCACUCGAGUCGGAUCAUUUCUCCUCUAGCCAAUACGCAAAAGUAUCUCACUUCAACGUCACACACCUUCGUCGUCAAGCCUUCUAUGCUCUUCCUCAAGAACAAUGGAAACUCUUGGCUGCACCUCCGUUCAACUUCCUAGACACUCUGGAGAAGACUGAUGAUGCAAUUGAUGAGAAUGCUGAGCUGGCUCGUACCAUUGCUCGUGUUGGCCUACAGUCAUUUCGAAUGAUGACGACAGAUCCCGAAGACCCUGAACCCAAGAUGCCUCAAGAAUGGGCCGGAGUCGCCAAGCACUCCGAUGUUGACAAAGCGAGGAGUACUAUUCGUCAGUUCUACAGAGAUUGGACCGAGGCGGGAGCUGCGGAGAGAGAAGCUAGCUAUGGUCCCGUCAUGAAAGCUCUUGCGGCAGAAAAGGAGAGAUAUCCGGAUAGAGCUCCUCUAAACGUAUUGGUGCCAGGUGCAGGCCUAGGAAGAUUGGUAUUUGAUCUGGUUGCGAAUGGAUAUACUGCUGAAGGCAACGAGAUUUCCUAUCACCAACUCCUCGCCUCAUCAUACAUUCUAAACUAUUGUCCUGCGGCUGAACAGCAUACUGUGUACCCCUGGGUCCAUAGUUUCUCCAAUCACCUCACCCGAGCGAACCACCUCAGAAGCUAUCGCGUUCCGGACAUCCAUCCAGCCUCCGUUCUAGCUGCCACACCUAAUGCUGGAGAAAUGUCCAUGUGCGCCGCCGACUUUCUCUGCCUCUAUUCUAAUGAAGAUCAUGAAGCACAAUACGAUGCUGUGGCAAGUGUCUUCUUCCUCGACACAGCACCCAAUCUGAUUCGGUACCUGGAGGUCAUACGGCACUGUCUUCGGCCUGGAGGUGUUCUCAUCAACGUGGGGCCGUUAUUGUGGCAUUUUGAGAACAACGCGCCUGGUACUCAUGGACAGGAUGGUGAAGCAGAGCAUGACCCAAAGAGUUCAUCAGGCAUCGCUGAUCCAGGAAGUUUUGAGCUGGCCGACGACGAAGUCAUUGCACUGUUGGAGAAGAUGGGAUUUGUUGUUGAGUGGCACAAGACUGGUGUCCAUGCGCCGUAUAUUCAUGAUCCUGAUAGUCUUUUGCAGUCAACGUAUAGAGCAAGUACUUGGAUGGCUCGAAAGCCAUUGGAGUAGGGGAGUUCAUGAUGGUCGCCAAUAUCAUCAAGGCUGACGCAGAUAAAAUAUAUAAAUAGUCAUCAAGAGGUAUUUGCCUUCUAUUUAUAUCCCCAUAAAUGAAGGGUUGUUCUUUAUCAUACAUUUCGUAUCCAUCGCCCCUACAGCUUCGACUUGGAGUCAACCAUGAGCUCGCCUCG
Molecule: messenger RNA, 1685 nt
Organism: Fusarium odoratissimum NRRL 54006
Lineage: Eukaryota; Fungi; Ascomycota; Sordariomycetes; Hypocreales; Nectriaceae
Exons: 2
Coding region: 277-1506 (409 amino acids)
Molecular function (GO): S-adenosylmethionine-dependent methyltransferase activity
Source: RefSeq, a predicted model, not a curated record